Messenger RNA from Saccostrea echinata, 1999 nucleotides. RefSeq names its product la-related protein 7-like. Gene Ontology annotation, cellular component: nucleus. The transcript has 12 exons. Gene Ontology annotation, molecular function: mRNA binding. NCBI's taxonomy places the organism in Eukaryota, Metazoa, Mollusca, Bivalvia, Ostreida, Ostreidae. Gene Ontology annotation, biological process: RNA processing. The coding region runs from base 36 to 1850 and encodes 604 amino acids. The record is from RefSeq and is a predicted model, not a curated record.
AAUGCACUGUUAGUACAGAAGUCAGAACUGAGAACAUGGAUAACCAAGAAAAACAGAAAAGGGUUGGCACGUCCAAAAGGAAACGAAUGAAGGCCAUCCAAGCAAAAAUCAGAGAACAAAUGGAAUUUUACUUCAGUGACUCAAACAUAGCUAAAGACAGGUUUAUGAAAAACUUGAUAGAGUCAUCAGAUGGUGGAUAUGUAGUCAUUGAAGCAUUUAUGAAAUUUAAAAAGAUAUCUAGCCUGACAUCUGAUGUUAUCCAAAUUAGGAAGGCACUCUCACAUUCAGACUUUUUCGAGCUUAAUGAAGAUAAAACAAAAGUAAGAAGGAAAACGCCUAUUCAGGAGAUAAAAGAUUUAGAUGAAAAAACUGUUUAUGUAGAAUGUUUACCUAAAGCAGCUGAUCAUCAGUGGCUGAAGAAGCUGUUCACACCGUGUGGAAAUAUUACUUACAUCAGUAUACCAAAAUUCAAAAGCACGGGAGACAGGAAAGGAUUUGCUUUUGUGGAGUUUGAAACAGUAGAAGCUGCCAAGCGGGCAUGCCAGGAUUUGAACAACCCACCUGUAAGACCAGGGGAGAAAACUUCUCCUGGAAUGUUUCCAAAGUUUAAUCGACAACUGACCAGCAUGCAAAGAAAAUUGGAGGAAUUUGGAGAGAAUGACUCUGAACAGAAACUCCCAGUCAGAGUCAAAAUAAAAAGGGAAAAAAGACCAAGAAGCAAGAACAGUGAGAGUAGUACAGAUUUAUCAGAUGUGUCUCCAAAGAAGAGACGGAACACUCUUAGUACAGAGUCUUUGGAGGGGCAAGGAGAAAGUGUUGGAUCCUCUAAAAAGAAAAGAAAGAUGAGAGAUUCUGAGGGUGAAACUAGUCAGAGGAUGAAGGGGGAAUGUGUUGAAAGUGAGGACAAGUCCAAUAGUCAGAAAAAAGGCAAGAAAAGGAAGCAGAAAGCUGUAUCUGAUGCUAGUGCUAGUGAGUCAGAUGUGAGUAAGUCAGGAGAAUUCAGUGGAUCAGAGACAGAGAAAAAGAGGAAGAUUUCUCAGGAUAAUGUAACAGAACAGACAAGUUCUGAUGGCACAAUGACAGGUAAAAGCACCAAGGAGAGAGCUUCUGAGAAAAGUGAUCAGAAACAGAAGAAAAAGAUGUCAGGUGGAGAAAUGGAGGAGGAUACAGACACACAACAGAAAAUACAGGAAGUGGUCGAUGUUAGCUUGACGGAGGACACAGGAAAAGGAAGUCCCACCAAGAAGAAGGAGAGGAGGAAGAGAAAGAAGAAACACAAAGAAAAAUGUCUGCCAGAGCUGAGAGUGAUGCCAAAAUUGGAAUGGUUACAACUAAAGAAAGAGUACCUAAGUCUUCAAAAGAUGAACAUGAAUAAGCUGAAAAAGACUCUGCAACACAUGAGGAAAGAAGACUUACCUAAAGAAAACACAGGUGAAGUGAUUGAGGAAAUGCCUGAUAAGCCUACGGUGGAGAUUCCAGGGACGGUUGUUCAUCUGACCAGUGGUUUACCUGUCUACAGGAAACAGCUGAAGAAUGACUUAGGUUCCGAGGUACAUGUGGCCUAUGUAGAUGUAAUGGAAGGAGAAAAGGAGGGCUAUGUUAGAUUUAAGGACGCCGCUAGUGCUACAAAGACUGUGCAGCAUUCUUGGCCCCAGUAUCAGUUUGUUUUACUCACAGGAGGUGAUGAGGAGGCUUACUGGGACAAACUUAAAUCAGAUAAGAUGAAGAAAUAUCAAAAUAAACAGAAAAAACAAGGGAAGAGUGGUCAAAAGAAGUUAAUUGAUAGAGCCCAGAAACGAAACAAGGAGAACCUGGACCGGGUUCAUAUCCGGUUUGGAGAGGAAGACUGAACAUUAAAUUUAAUGAAUGCGUCUUCAGUAAUGUUCUGACUAUAUCGUACAGUGUACAUUGUGCAUUUAUGUAUCUAUUGAAUAGUGCUGUUUCAUUCAGUUAUACGCAACUGGAUUUAGUAACGUAAAAUAAAAUUAAUUUGAUGAAA